Canariomyces notabilis is the source of this 1030-nucleotide messenger RNA. RefSeq lists its product as uncharacterized. The record is from RefSeq and is a predicted model, not a curated record. The transcript has a single exon. NCBI's taxonomy places the organism in Eukaryota, Fungi, Ascomycota, Sordariomycetes, Sordariales, Chaetomiaceae. The coding region runs from base 98 to 883 and encodes 261 amino acids.
GCAGAGGAGGAGGUUGUUGAGGAUAUAUAACCGCUACCGGCUCAUACAGACGCCCGCGGGGGGUGAGGAGCAGGAGGAGGAGGAGCAGGUGCAUGAAAUGGCGAUGAGGACGCUGUUUUUGGGGAGUGCUGGGUUUCUGCUUAACAACUUCGUUUUUGCCCCUACUAGUACCAGUACUCGUCGCCUGCACCCGUUUGGUCAGGGCGGGCCGUGGUCUGAAGAGGAUGCGGACCUCACCUCGGCGGUCGUCAUCAGUUUGUCAGCGUCCAGCAAGACAGGCCGGUCAUUUGCGUGGGAGCUGGCGCGAGAUCGGGAUGUGGCAGUUCACGGCCCGUUAGCCCUGCUGCAGUUGACUUCGGUGCCGGGCUGUGUUCCGCAGCACCCUAAAGCGUCGUUGCCGAUCAUGGCGGCGAGGUAUGAUGAGCUUGAACGUGGCAUGGACUGGGUUGCAAGCUUCCGGCCGAGCAGGGUAGUCAUUGUUGACUUUGGUGCUGCGGAGAGUGUUUCCGAGUCACUGGCUGCUGCCGCCAACAAGAUGGAUGUGGCGGUCUCUGUUAUAGGGGUUGGUUCGGAAGCGAAGGUGUACUCGGAAUCGGAGCUGCUGGGGCGGGUGGAACGGAGCAAAAGGCUGGGAAAGGUCCAACUCAACACAGGUGCCCUCCUGGAUCGCGCGCUAGAGGUGGAAGCGCCGGGGAAAUUUAUGUCGAAGAUGGAUGAUGCGUGGCGAAGGUGCUAUGAGGAGGGCGGCUUUGGGGAUAUCGAGCUGACGUUUUAUCGUGGUGUUAAAGGGCCCCGUGGCAUUGAAGGGGCUUGGACCGACCUCUGUAGCCAGAGAGUUGGACCGAAUGUUGGCAUUGUAGUCCAACUGUCUGGUGAUGAAUAGGGGUACAAGUUGAGGUGCUUCAGGUUGAGCUACCGAGCGGGGGAUUCUCUUUGACAUGGUGCCUAGCUACCGUAGGUUACACACUACCCAGCAGAGGUAGGGGGGAUCUCUGUCCGCAUGUUCCAUCUCAUGACAUUAUAGUCCGGC